Trichechus manatus latirostris (Florida manatee) is the source of this 714-nucleotide messenger RNA. RefSeq names its product T-cell surface glycoprotein CD1b-like. NCBI's taxonomy places the organism in Eukaryota, Metazoa, Chordata, Mammalia, Sirenia, Trichechidae. Gene Ontology annotation, cellular component: external side of plasma membrane. The annotation marks the transcript as partial. The record is from RefSeq and is a predicted model, not a curated record. Gene Ontology annotation, molecular function: exogenous lipid antigen binding; lipopeptide binding; endogenous lipid antigen binding. The transcript is spliced from 4 exons. Gene Ontology annotation, biological process: positive regulation of T cell mediated cytotoxicity; antigen processing and presentation, exogenous lipid antigen via MHC class Ib; antigen processing and presentation, endogenous lipid antigen via MHC class Ib.
AUAUUUCUCUCCACCAGAAAUCCUAGGUCUAUUCCUUAUCCCUUCCUUUUUUAUUUACUGUUUAAUAACUUUCUGUUUUCCUUCUAUCUAGAUCCAUUUGAGGUCCAGGGCAGAGCAGGUUGUGAUCUGAACCCUGGGAGGCUCCAGUAAAUUACACUGAGGGGAGAUUUAGGAGGACUGGAUUUCCUGAGCAUCCAGAAUCAUUCAUGUGCACCUGCCCCAGAGGACAGCAGGAGAGCAGAGCAGUUUUGUACACUACUUGGUCAGUACCAAGAGAUCUGUAAUACCGUGGAGAAUCUCCUCUAUAAAGCCUGCCCCCAAUUUCUCUUGAGUGUUCUCAUUGCAGGAAAGGUGGAUCUGCAGAGGCAAAAAAAGCCUGAUCCCCGGCUGUCCAGUGGCCUCUCUCCUGGUCCUGGCCGUCUGCUGCUGGUGUGCUAUGUCUCAGGAUUCUACCCAAAGCCUGUGUGGAUGAUGUGGACGCGGAGGGAGCAGGAGCAGCUGGACACUUGGCGAGGUGAUGUCCUGCCCAAUGCUGAUGGGAGCUGGUAUCUCCGAGUAACCCUGGAUGUGGCAACUGGGGAGGCGGCUGGCCUGUCUUUAUCACUUGUCAAAAACCCCUCUGGAGAAAAUAACCUUUGCUCUGAUGACAACUAUAAUCUAGCUACAAAGACUCUCCAGAUGGGACUCCAGCUCCUCAUUUUUCAGUACGAAUGA